AUGUCUGCCUACCGAAACAUGAAGGGGGGUUGGGGGCUCAGGCCGCUAAAAGAAGUAAAUGUGGUUCAUGGUUUGAAACUACUCUGGAGGAUUCACUCUGCGCAUAACUCGCUUUGGGUUCGAUGGGUGCAUUGCUAUCUGAUCAGGAAGGGGUCACUCUGGUCGAUAAAAGAAAAUACAACAUCUGUAUCAUGGGUUUGGCGAAAGCUACUAAAACUCCGUAAGCUUGCAAAGCAGUUCUUCAAAAGGGAAGUCAGAAAUGGGAAAGAAACAUCAUUCUGGUUUGAUGUGUGGUCACCACUUGGAUGUCUCAAGGACGUGUUGGGAGAACGAGGAUACAUUGCUAUGGGCUUCUCUGAAAACGCGGUGAUGGCUGAUGUUCUUGGUAAUCAUCGGAGAAGAAGACACAUGCUGAGUCUCCUAAAUGAGAUAGAAAAUGAGAUUGCACUUCUUCAAGCUGACUCCAGCCAAGAAGAAGACACACCUCUUUGGAAACAGAAAGAAGGGAAGUAUGCUAGUGUUUUUUCAUCAAAGAAAACCUGGCUACAUAUACGAUCUACACAACAAAUCUGCGAGUGGAGUAAGGGUAUUUGGUUCACGCAAUCCACACCAAAAUACUCGUUUCUUUUUUGGGUUGCUCUCCGCCAACGUCUGAAGACCUAUGACAGGAUACAACAAUGGAAUGGGGCAGUUGAUGCAACUUGCGUACUCUGCAAGGUAACAAAUGAAACUUGCCACCAUCUCUUCUUUAGUUGCGACUACUCAAAGCAGAUUUGGAAGGCCUUAGUAGGGCGGAUUCUUCAGAGAGCAUUUACUACAUCAUGGAAUGAGCUAAUAGAGAUCAUCUCGAGCGCAAGGAUGCCACCCACAGAGCAGUUUCUUAUUCGCUACGCUUUCCAAGCGACAGUUCAUGCGUUGUGGAGAGAGAGGAACGCUCGCAGACAUGGAGAGCAGCCACAGCCUGCAACUACCCUCACCAAGUUUGUAGAUAAAACCAUCAGGCUUAAGUUGCUAUCGGUGAAGGGGCUGGGACACAAAUACUUGGAAGAGAGUUUGAUCUCUUGGUUUGCUACUAGGGAGUAA
This is a messenger RNA of Brassica napus (rape), 1083 nucleotides long. RefSeq lists its product as uncharacterized. The record is from RefSeq and is a predicted model, not a curated record. NCBI's taxonomy places the organism in Eukaryota, Viridiplantae, Streptophyta, Magnoliopsida, Brassicales, Brassicaceae. The coding region runs from base 1 to 1083 and encodes 360 amino acids. The transcript has a single exon.